AUGUUGUAUCACUCUUUUACAGCGUGCAUCUUCUCGAAAAAAGUAUACAUUCUUGUACAAUGGUUAGGUUGGGUCAAUGAUAAUAUAAUUCAAGUUACCACAUCUUACAUUGUCCCGAUUGGCAUGGGUAUUGUAACUUUUGCAUGCAUGUAUGAAACGCUGCUCUUCCUAGAUGCCGCCCACCACAAAAAUAAUAUCCUACUUGCUGCUAUUUGUGUUAGCAAUGUCUGUGUUUUUGUGUAUUCUGUCUUACAGUGUAUGAAGAUGCGUGAAACUACUCAUACGCUGCAGUUUAACUAUGAUAUCGUGGGUCGCCCUCUUGCAGAUCCUACAAGAGAUAUUUGGAUUUCGAUGCAACCAGCUGAAAUUUUGAUUCCACUUGUUCUGGGCCUCGCUUCUCUCACCAUCAUACCUAUUGCCUACAGGCUACAUAAGGACUACGCCUGGGCCAUCUAUAAAUCUAUCUAUGGUAGCGCAGAUCUCAGAUUGCGGUUUGACUUUUUCUUCCUAGUUGGUUUGGCUAUCCAAUAUAACUUGAUCGACGUCCAUUUCCAAGAACCGGAGUACUCUCUUACUAUGGCUAUUAUUCCGGCCACGAUCUUGAUUAUGUUCUUUGGAACUUACUGUGUGAAGUCAGAGCUGAGACUCGGCAUGGGUAUUGUCGUUGUAAGUUUCCCUCCUCGGAUUAAUGGCCACCUUCUUAGUCGGAUUAUCAUUUUAUGUGGAAACGCCCAACGCGCCAACACUCCAGGCAAGGAGAUGAUGUUGCUUUUCGCUGUGGUGACCCUGGCGCUUAUCGUGACAACUCUCGUGUGCACUAUUCAAUGCACCAGGAACUUUGGCAGCGGGCUGAAAAAUGUCAUUCACCAGGAGACUCAAUGGCCGAGAAAUUCUUACGUCUUUGAACGACUGUCCAGUCAUGGUAAUUCUUCGGCUGAUACUCGAUAUGAUACACGCUAUAGCCCCCGACUCUCACUUGAUUAG
This is a messenger RNA of Aspergillus alliaceus, 984 nucleotides long. RefSeq lists its product as uncharacterized. Gene Ontology annotation, cellular component: Golgi apparatus. The record is from RefSeq and is a predicted model, not a curated record. Bases 1 to 984 code for a protein of 327 amino acids. NCBI's taxonomy places the organism in Eukaryota, Fungi, Ascomycota, Eurotiomycetes, Eurotiales, Aspergillaceae. The transcript is spliced from 5 exons.